AUGGUUAAUGCAAAAGAAUUCAAAGACGCUCUGGAUGCACUGGAGAGUAAACUAAGAAUUGAAUAUGAAUCAAAGAUUAGUAAUGCUGUAGCAGAUUUGAAAAAAACAAUACAAUCAUUAGUAUUAACAGUUGCUGAUUUAACUAAAAAGAAUGAAGAUUUAAACAACAAAGUUGUAAAUGUUAUUGUUCCUGCUCCGAAUGAAGCUUAUAAUAUUGUAACAGAAAUUGAACAAAGAGAGAAGAACGUAAUUAUUUUUGGUUUAGAAGAAUCCAAUAAAACUGAUGGCGCAGAUAUAAAGAAAAAUGACGAAAACAAAGUAUUAGAUUUAUUGGAUCAAGUAUCAGUAGAUAAACUUCAUAUGGUUCGUAUUUUUAGAUUAAAAUCUAAAAAUGGUAUUGCACCAGUAAUUGUCGAAUCUAGAGCUCAAGUUAUAUUUGCUUGUGAGACUUGGUGGUCAGCAAUGUCUACUACUAAUAUUCCUGGUUAUAAUCUGUUUAGAAAAGAUUGUCAAUUUAGUCGUGGUGGUGGUGUAUGUAUUUAUAUACAAGAGAAUAUUAAAUCUUCUGAAAUAAAUGAAAAAUAUCUAAUAAAUGAAAAUAUUGAGCAAGUAUGGUGUUUGAUUGAAAUUGGCAAAGAGCAAAUCUUAUGUGGUUGUAUGUACCGGACAGGUCUUAGUAAUAGUGAAAAGUGUAUUGACAUUAUAAAUUCAUUAAAACAAGCAUAUGUACUCAAACAAAAUAACAAAUGCUCUGGUAUUUUAAUAUGUGGUGACUUUAACUAUGCAAAUAUAAAGUGGAACGAUGAAAGUUUUAGUGAAAUUAUAAAUGACAGUGACACAACAGCAAGUAUGUUUACUGAGUCGUUACAUGACUGUUACCUGCACCAAAAUGUUAUCAACCCUAGUUUUCAAGUAAAGUUUGGUAUUGAUACUAACAUUUUAGACGUCAUUUUGACUGAUAAUAGCAACAGAGUUUAUUUUCUUGAACAUUUUCCACCGUUAGGUGGUAUCGAUCAUGGUCAUCAUAUUUUGAAAUUUCGAUUUGGACUAAGUGUUAAUGAAUGUUACGAAAAAUGGCUAAGAAAAUAUGAAAUAGGAUGUGAAAAAUAUAUCCCAACGCUAAAUUUAGAUAAAAACUCUUUUCAACUAAAAAAUAACUCACUAUGGAUGACAAGUGAACUUAAAAGCAUGUGUAAAGAAAAGAAAAAAUGUUGGUUUAGAAACAGAAAUUCAGAUAUAAAAAAACUUGUCAAGAAAAGUAUUCGCAAUUUUGAAAAAAACUUGGCACUUAAUUCAAAAAACAAUCCUAAAAGUGUCUAUGCUUAUAUAAACAACAAAACAAGAUUUAAAGACUCGAUCAAAGCCAUAAAGCUACAUAAUGGUAUUAUAACUACUGAUAAUCAAGAGAUAGAAAGCACUCUUAAUGAAUUCUUUGCUUCUGUGUUUAUACAAGAUGAUUCAUCAGAAGAAGUUUUAGACGACAAUCUUUUAACAAAAUGUUCUGAUCCAGAUUUUAGUAUUUCUAUUAUUCAGAAACAUUUGAGUAAUUUAAAUAUGUACAAAUCAGUAGGUCCAGAUAAUGUUCACCCAAAAGUUUUAAAGGAAUGUUCAGAAUCUUUGUCAAGUUCUUUAGCAAUAAUAUUUGUUAAAUCGUUUAUUACAGGAUUUAUUCCAAAGUUAUGGUCAUGUGCAAACGUUGUUCCGUUAUUCAAAAAAGGAAAUAAACUAGAUCCAACAAAUUAUAGACCGGUUUCAUUAACAUCAAUUGUUGGUAAAGUUAUGGAGAGAAUUAUUAAAGAUCAUAUGAUGCUUGAUUCAGUCUCUCACACGAAAUUACUGAAAAAAUUAUUCAGACUAGGAUUUGAAUCAUCUUUGUUAAAUUGGUGUAAAUCAUUUUUGUCAGACCGAACACAGAGGGUUGUGAUAGGGAAAUAUAUUUCAAGUUGGAAGAUGGUUACAAGUGGAGUACCACAAGGUUCAGUACUCGGACCUCUUUUGUUUGUAAUCUUCAUUAAUGACUUAUGUAGAGGGAUUAUUAAAGACAUUAAAUUAUAUGCAGACGAUACCAAAGUUAUUUCAAUCAAUCAUUGUUAUGAUGAUAAUAAAAUAUUACAAGAGGAUAUUAGCAGGCUUUUGCUUGGCUUUGCUGCUCACUCGUCAGAUCCAGGUUUUCCAUAG
Hydra vulgaris (swiftwater hydra) is the source of this 2178-nucleotide messenger RNA. The record is from RefSeq and is a predicted model, not a curated record. Lineage: Eukaryota; Metazoa; Cnidaria; Hydrozoa; Anthoathecata; Hydridae.